CGGAGGCUCCCCCCACUAGGAAUUUAACUUCGGCUUCCUGCCGAUAUUUCUGGAAGAUGAAAGUGAAGCAAAUGGAAUCUUGAGAAAUGGCCCACAGUUUUCUUCCUUUGGGGAUUUGAACAUCUGUAUUCUAAUUUUCACAGCUGUUCUGCUCCCCUGUGGGCAUGACCCCUUAGCUGGCAUUUCGCAUCCCAGUGGUUUUGUGAUGGACGAGUCUUUGGGGAUUCAGGUGGAUGAACCUAUGGCUUUUUCUCCCUCGGGUGACCCGUUGCAGGCGGAUGAUGGCUCGUUAAAAAAACAUGAGCAGAAUUUUAAACCACCAGGUGUUAAAAAAGAUAUUGAGAAGCUUUAUGAAGCUGUACCACAGCUCGGUAAUGUGUUUAAGAUUAAGGACAAAAUUGGAGAAGGCACUUUCAGCUCUGUUUAUUUGGCCACAGCACAGUUACAAGUAGGACCUGAAGAGAAAAUUGCUCUAAAACACUUAAUUCCAACAAGUCAUCCUAUAAGGAUUGCAGCUGAACUUCAGUGCCUAACAGUGGCUGGGGGGCAAGACAACGUCAUGGGAGUUAAAUACUGCUUUAGGAAAAAUGAUCAUGUGGUUAUUGCUAUGCCAUAUCUGGAGCAUGAAUCCUUUUUGGACAUCUUGAAUUCUCUUUCCUUUCAUGAAGUACGGGAAUAUAUGUUUAAUCUGUUCAAAGCUUUGAAACGCAUUCAUCAGUUUGGUAUUGUUCACCGUGAUGUGAAGCCCAGCAAUUUUUUAUAUAAUAGGCGCCUGAAAAAGUAUGCCUUGGUAGACUUUGGUUUAGCCCAAGGAACCCAUGAUACAAAAAUAGAGCUUCUCAAAUUUGUUCAGUCUGAAGCUCAGCAGGAAGGUUGUUCACAAUGUAAAUCCCAUCCAAUCACCGGAAACAAGUUUUCGUUAAGUGGACCAACAGCAUCUAAGGAGCGAGAUCAGCAGCUCACCAUAAAAGACUCUUUUAAAAGGCUCUACACAAAUACACAAAUUCAGAUUAAACAAGGAAAAGAUGGAAAGGAGGGAUCUGUAGGCCUUUCUGUCCAGCGCUCUGUUUUUGGAGAAAGAGAUUUCAAUAUACACAGUUCCAUUUCACAUGAGAGCCCUGCAGUGAAAUUUAUGAAGCAGUCAAAGACUGUAGAUGUGCUGUCUAAAAAGGUAGCCGCAAAAAAGAAGGCUGUUUCUACCAAAGUUGUGAAUAGUGGUGUGCUGAAGAAAACUACCAGUUCUUGCCCAGCCAGCCUGACCUGUGACUGUUACGCAACAGAUAAAGUUUGCAGUAUUUGCCUUUCAAGGCGGCAACAGGUUGCCCCUAGGGCGGGUACACCAGGAUUCAGAGCACCAGAGGUCCUGACGAAGUGCCCCAAUCAAACUACAGCAAUUGACAUGUGGUCUGCAGGUGUCAUAUUCCUUUCUUUGCUUAGUGGACGAUACCCAUUUUAUAAAGCAAGUGAUGAUUUAACUGCUUUGGCUCAAAUUAUGACAAUUCGUGGAUCCAGAGAAACUAUCCAGGCUGCUAAAACUUUUGGCAAAUCAGUAUUGUGUAGCAAAGAAGUCCCAGCACAAGACUUGAGAAAACUCUGUGAGAAGCUCAGAGGUAUAGAUUCUGACACUCCCAAAUUUACAAGCAAUGUACAAGGGCCUGCCUCUCAUGACCCAGCUUCUCACCUCGUACAGACAACUAAAGCACAGCAUUCAGGGGAUUCGCUGUGUAAAGGGAACAGAAAUGGCUGUGGGGCUCAUAUUGAUGUGUAUACUACCAAUCUGGAAGGCUGGAAUGAGGUACCUGAUGAAGCUUAUGACCUACUUGAUAAACUUCUAGAUCUAAAUCCAGCUUCAAGAAUAACAGCAGAAGGAGCUUUGUUGCAUCCGUUUUUUAAAGAUAUGAGUUUGUAAUUAUUGUUCUUCAUUUCAUGUUUGCUGUUGUGUAUCGUGAGGUGGGGCGGAAGAGUUCUUUGUACAGCCAUAAGUUCUUAUUUAGAGACCAGGGCAAGAUGAAUAAUUUAUUCUAAAAUUGGAUUAGAUUACUAAUAACAUGAUUUUUGAGUUAGAUCUGCCCAAGGAGAAUCAGCUCUUUAGUUUCCCUAAUUAUUUGUCACUGCAAUGUACAGAAAAAGGGGCAGUUUUAGCCUAGUACAUAGGGAUUCAAGGUGCAAGUCUUAAAUUUAAUGGAUGUUUUAGGGAUUAAGUGAGUCAAAAAGCUUACUUUAUUCGUUUCUUCAAACCAUGAACUAUGUGUACUGUUGGAAGACUCAAGCUGGUACAGGUGCUCUAACUAUUCUGUAGGUUAAGAAAAUAAUUUCCUCUUCUAGAGCCUUACAUUAUGCCUUUUAUGAACACUAAACAAUGAGAAAAUGAGGAUAUCACUUAAAAUUGAAUUUAAUUGAUCCAUUUAAAAGUAUGUUGUGAAAGCA
Messenger RNA from Hipposideros armiger (great roundleaf bat), 2427 nucleotides. It is a transcript of the gene CDC7, whose product is annotated as cell division cycle 7. The record is from RefSeq and is a predicted model, not a curated record. Gene Ontology annotation, biological process: mitotic DNA damage checkpoint signaling; protein phosphorylation. The transcript has 12 exons. Gene Ontology annotation, molecular function: ATP binding; protein serine/threonine kinase activity. Gene Ontology annotation, cellular component: nucleus. The coding region runs from base 206 to 1909 and encodes 567 amino acids. NCBI's taxonomy places the organism in Eukaryota, Metazoa, Chordata, Mammalia, Chiroptera, Hipposideridae.